Fomitiporia mediterranea MF3/22 is the source of this 507-nucleotide messenger RNA. RefSeq lists its product as uncharacterized. Gene Ontology annotation, molecular function: 3'-5' exonuclease activity; nucleic acid binding. Gene Ontology annotation, biological process: nucleobase-containing compound metabolic process. The transcript has a single exon. The annotation marks the transcript as partial. Lineage: Eukaryota; Fungi; Basidiomycota; Agaricomycetes; Hymenochaetales; Hymenochaetaceae. The record is from RefSeq and is a predicted model, not a curated record.
ACGAUAUGCGAUAAUCAGGGCUCAACAUCUCGAGCACGGCGGAUCCUUGCAAAUGCGCCAUAUGUCCUAUUCGACUGCGAGGGGCACAACUCAAAGUGCCGUGAUGGGUCUGAAAGCUUAUCUCUUGUGCAACUGGGCACGCCUCAUGCAGAAGAAAUCUUCGUUUUCGAUAUGCUUGCCCUCAAGGAUAGCAAUCGUGCGACCAGGAGUGUUCUGUCUUUGAUAAAUAGUCCUAAAAUCCUAAAAGUUGGAUGGGGCGGAGUGCAAGAUUACACAACUCUCUGGCGCAUCUAUAAUACGCCCAUGCAAGCCUUUCUCGAUCUUCAGAUCGUCGACAUUCAAUCGCGGAUUCACCGACGCGAGCCUCGCAAAGUUCAGAUCUCGCGCCUGGCAUCUGAUCAUUUCCCCAGUUCUGUAAUUGAAAAGCUUCAGAUAGACGGUGUUCAUGCCUUGAGUACAAUGGACAAGGCACUCGUAGAACACGGCAUUAAUGGUGCUCCGCGAAAA